Aspergillus clavatus NRRL 1 is the source of this 519-nucleotide messenger RNA. Its product is annotated as transcriptional coactivator p15/PC4 family protein. The record is from RefSeq and is a predicted model, not a curated record. Gene Ontology annotation, biological process: positive regulation of transcription initiation by RNA polymerase II. The coding region runs from base 1 to 519 and encodes 172 amino acids. Gene Ontology annotation, molecular function: transcription coactivator activity; DNA binding. NCBI's taxonomy places the organism in Eukaryota, Fungi, Ascomycota, Eurotiomycetes, Eurotiales, Aspergillaceae. The transcript has 2 exons.
AUGCCAUCUGGAUCCCGGAAGCGCGUGUCAGGUGCGGUGGAUGAUUUCAUCGAUGGUGGACAAUUUCCGCCUAAGAGGGCCAAGAUGGAAAAAUCGAAGAGAGACACUGAGGCAGCACAUCAAUCCAUAGGAAGUGCACAGAAUUGGAGACUUGACGCAAGUGGUGACAAAUUCUGGGAGCUUUCGAAGAUGCGCCGCGUCACUGUAUCUUCCUUUCGAGGCAAGACUUUCAUCAAUAUUAGAGAAUACUACGAGAGGGAUGGUCAAGAGCUCCCAGGAAAGAAGGGUAUCUCCUUACCAAUUGAUCAAUUUUCCUCCCUUGUGACAUUGUUACCUGACAUUGAGACUGCAUUGAGGGAGAGUGGUCAAUUCAUAUCACGACCAGACUACGGUGGGGACGAUGGUCAGGCAGAUGAGGUUCCCAGAGAUGGGACAGAACCUAGCAUGGGGGCCGACGUUGUGUACUCUUCUAGAAAGAACAUUGACGCCACGAGCGAUGAGGAUGAAAGUGAGGAAUAG